AUGUCGGCCAGCUCACCCCAUCGAUAUGUCUACAAAAUCGUCCCCUCGCCGCCGCCGGACACGAUGCCCGAGCAGUUUCCCCUUUCCGAGCUCGACCAGAAGGAUGGCUUUGUGCACUUGAGCACAGGUGAACAGAUACCCCUCACGUGCGAUAGAUUCUUCAAAAACGCCUCGAGCCUGUGGGUGUUCAAGUUUGAGCUGGCCAGGUUCAGCGACACUGUCAGAUGGGAAGGUGGCUUCCCGCACUUGUACGGCAAUUUCGGCGUCAAGGAUAUCUUGGCUGUGCAGAGGUUUGAAAGAGCCGAGGGGGGGAAUUGGCCUGAAGCCAUGCGUGGCUCGCAGUGGCUGGAAUAA
Messenger RNA from Ustilaginoidea virens, 354 nucleotides. RefSeq lists its product as uncharacterized. The record is from RefSeq and is a predicted model, not a curated record. The coding region runs from base 1 to 354 and encodes 117 amino acids. Lineage: Eukaryota; Fungi; Ascomycota; Sordariomycetes; Hypocreales; Clavicipitaceae. The transcript has 2 exons.